GAUCUACCUCCUCCCGCUAUCGCGAGUACAACGGCGAUUGCUUCUCGGACCACUCGAGAAGGAGUCAUCAUCUGAUGAGCAAGAUGACGAUCCCCCGAAUAGUAUAUGGGCUGCUGACAUGGACCACUGUCCAGGCCAUCUCCACAUCCUGGACCCCAUUGUUCCCCACCACGUCCAGUAUCCUUCGUCAAACCAGCACGAUCUUCGAAACCUCCCCGGAGGAACUCACCUACGACCUAGGCACCUCGAUACUGGCCCAGCACGAGCAGGACAGAUGCACCCUGUACAAGAUCGUGAUGAACCAGCAGCUGUACUUCGAGUACGUGCAUUACAAGACGGAGCUGCCUGACACGAAGGAGCUCACCCUGUGCAUGUGGACCAAAUUCUACAACCACACCAACGACCAUCCUUUGUUUUCGUACGCAGUCGGCGACCAACCACGAGGUGUGCUGUCCUGGGUAGCAAACACCCCCAGGAGUUCCUACUACAUGAUGAACAUCAACGGGCACAACUUGUACAGAUUGAAUUACCCGCUGCGAUUGAACAAGUGGUAUCACUCCUGCCAAAGCUGGAGCGGCCGUACAGGGGAGUGGCAGAUCUGGGUCAACGACGAGCGCGUAGGUCGCGGGUUCAACAACAGGCUGGUCGGGCACGUCAUCAAAGGUGGCGGAGUAGCGAUCACGGGACAGGAGCAACGGCAGCUGGGUGGAGGCUUUUUGGAGGGCGAGGGGUCCCCGCCAGGAUCGGGUGGUCUGCUAGGAGAGGUGACCAUGGUGCAACUCUACGGGGUUGCUUUGACGGCAGGGAAGGCGCACAAGGAUCACAAGCAUCAUCACGCCCACCACUACGAGCACGACACCGACAACAACACCCCCAGACCCACGCGACCCCCUGUCACGGGGCCGCCCCUACCUCAGCACCCCUUGCUCACCGGUGGACAGAUCAAUCAUCAGGUAAAAAUCAAUCCAGGAUCGCCGCUGCAGAUCGUGCAAGGUGGAGUCACCCUGAGGCACCCAGCGGUGAUUCCCCGCAACCCACCCCCUCAGCCGUUCCCACCGGCAAAUCCCAAUUCCGUCUCGGCAGCGUAUCCUCUGCAAUCUACCCAGUACUUCGGCAACCUACCACCCAGCGCCGACUUGCCUUCGGCGAAUAGAAUAAUAACAGACGCGAGUUCGACGAACGGCCCGUACCGUCUCUUCAAGCGAGAGAAAAAUUCCUCGGAGCUGGAAGCGGAGAGCGAACAGCCCGAUUCGAGGAUCCAUGAGACCACCACCGAGAAGUCUAAACUGGAGAAGAGAGACGUUGCCGAAGUUUCCGAAAAGGAAGAUUUGGACGGCAAGGUAUAGCGCGUUCGAGAGAAGAAGGAUUCUGAGGACCAGAAACUAGAGAAGCAAAACUCGCCCAAAAAGAAAAGAGGUCUGGUGCAAUUUGGUAACGGACUGAUCAUGGACGACGGCUACAUUGCUCAGGGGUUGGACAACGACUAUUUCGUCGGGCUAACCAACUUCGGGCUGCAGUUGCCAAAGUACGAGAACAAGGACGACGAGAGGGAACCGGCGGAAGCGGAGGUGAAGAUGAUCAUGGACAUCUGCGACGGCUGUUCAGAGGAGCCUUUCGCGAAGGCUCUGAUCUUGGGCUGGAGAACGGUGCCCAAGAAGAUGUACUCCGGCGCGGUGUACACGCCGGCCGUGCCGAUGUGCAAGGUGUUCUAA
Molecule: messenger RNA, 1712 nt
Organism: Eufriesea mexicana
Lineage: Eukaryota; Metazoa; Arthropoda; Insecta; Hymenoptera; Apidae
Gene: b6
Product: pentraxin-related protein b6
Exons: 8
Source: RefSeq, a predicted model, not a curated record